Molecule: messenger RNA, 1704 nt
Organism: Fonsecaea multimorphosa CBS 102226
Lineage: Eukaryota; Fungi; Ascomycota; Eurotiomycetes; Chaetothyriales; Herpotrichiellaceae
Exons: 1
Coding region: 1-1704 (567 amino acids)
Source: RefSeq, a predicted model, not a curated record
AUGGCCGUCAUCGAGUUCCUCGAGCGGCACAUAUACCACAAUGAGCCGCCCGAUUUGCAGUCGCGGAUCGAGACGAACCCAACUCUGAUCGUGUCUUGGUGGUGCACAUUGUUCUCCCUCACAGCCAUCCUGAUCCGUAUCUUGGGACGUUGGGUGCGCACCGAAAGAUUGUUCCUCGAAGACUGGAUCAUGUUCUACAGCAUCGUCCCCCUCAUGAUUCGCAUGGGACUCGUCCAUGUCGUUCUAAUCUGGGGGACCAACAACACAACAACGGAGGGACUGACGCCUUUGCAAAUACACCAUCGCGAGAUUGGAAGCAGAUUGGUCCUGGCCGCUCGGAUAUUUUACGCCGCAUUCAUUUGGGUGGCUAAACUCACCGUGCUCGAGUUUCUCAAGCGCCUCAUUGGAAAGUCGUGGGCCAAGUCGUACGAGAUCGGACUCCGGCUCAUUUAUGGUUUCCUGGUCGCCACCUUUAUUGCGGUUGUCAUCGGUACACUGUCUGAAUGCCAGCCUUUCUCGCACUACUGGCAGGUCGUCCCAGACCCCGGGCCCCGUUGCCGAGAAGGACUGGUGCAACUGAUUGUCAUGGGAGUGUGCGAUAUCGUCUCCGAUGUGGUCCUGAUCAUUUUCCCCAUUCCUCUGGUCUUGCAAUCCUCAAUGCGCGUCCGCAAAAAGAUAUCGCUCGUCCUUCUCUUCCUUCUGUCAACCAUUCUCAUCGCCAUCACCGCCUAUCGAGUCCCGUCUACCAUCUCACGACGCUCCUCACAGCAGUAUCGGUCGCUAUUGGCGUCGCUGGAAAUCCUGGCCGCCGCAGGGGUAUCAAAUGCCAUCGUCAUUGGCAGCUUCAUUCGUGACCGAGGCGUGAAGAAGGCUAAAUUCAGAGCGGCGUCCUUGCAAGACGACACAAGUUCUCUAGGCCGGCAACCUACAAGAACUCGGACUAUAUCUGUCACUCAACAUCACUGGGGUUCUGAUGAAGAUCUGGCCAGGGGUGUGGGUGUCGCACUGCCCGCCGUACUGCGGCGCGGCACCUAUACGGAACAGACGCCUCGCUUGGCCGAAGCAGCUCUGCCACAAAAGUCCCCCGAUGUCAACAUCGAGCCCGGCGACCAAAUCCAACACACUCCAUUCGCCUCAAGAUGGAAUUUCGCAGAGGCAUCUCGUAGUCGCAGAAAAUCCUCCCUGGAUACCCUCAGCAGCACCUCCACAGCCAACAUUCGAUUGCGCGAUAUGAAUUUCCAAUCUGAGGAACCCCCCAAAGGGGAAGACGACAUUGAGUACGCAGAACCCGACACACCAAGCAGAAUGGGCUUCUUCGACGUCGGUGGCUUGGUCGAUCAACCGCCCAAUGAGUCACCAAUGUCUCGGUCUCGCCAGGCAUCCAUCCAAGAAGUUUCUCGUCGCUUGUCCCAACCCCAUCACAAUGGUGUCAGGUCCGGUUCGAAAGCGUUCCUUUCCGAUAUUGGGGGCCUCCUAUCCCGACCCUUACGGAUACGCGAAGAGGACGAGUUCCAUUCCACUUCAACAGCGUCGCCGAGACAGACGAGCAGUCCCGGUCGUUCGCCGAUGAGGACUGAGAAGAGAAAGUCAUCCCAUCGGAAUCGCUUGUCUUCGCAGCCGGAGGAUAUGCAACCUAUUCGAUCGGCGAGGCCGAGCGGGCCUGAUGACUUGAGUAUCUCGGAUGCAGGGGGGUUACUACGAUGA